AAGUGGGAAAAUUUUCUGCCUUGGGCUGAGUACUGGUACAAUACUACUUACCAUGAGUCGACCAAGAUGACUCCAUUCGAGCUGGUAUAUGGGUGUAAACCGCCAACGCUGAUCAAUUACUCGAAGGGAGGCUCGGUCAAUGAUGAAGUCGGUCGAGAACUGGAGGAGCAAGAUUUGAUGUUGCGAGAGUUGAAGAAAAAUCUCGAAGGCUCAAUUAAUCGAACUGAAGCCUUC
Messenger RNA from Striga hermonthica, 234 nucleotides. Lineage: Eukaryota; Viridiplantae; Streptophyta; Magnoliopsida; Lamiales; Orobanchaceae. The record is from the annotation of a GenBank genome assembly.